AUAUCACUUGUCCAAGAUCAUGUAGUCCAAGAUCAUUUAGUCCAAGAUAAGAAAAUAAAGAAAAGAAAAAGCUGAGAAAUUUGGUUUAAAAGACUAUUGUCAAUGAACAACAAGAUGUGUAUCAGCACAUACUGGAUUCAGAGGGUCUUAGUUCAGGAGAUAAUUUACAGCAUGUGGUGGUGAAUGUGUAAAUUGUCCUCUAUUUACCCUGCACCUUGCAUUACCCUUUCUACGAACAAAUGCACUCAUGAUAAACAAGUUUUUAUUGAUGGAGGUAUCAUAUUAUCGGGAGUUUAUCCGGAAUGUUGUCAGUAUGUUCUGUGAUAAAGUGACAUAAAAUCUUGCACGUAGGUAUGUACGUAAUAUGUUAGCUACAUGCAUACAUGUACUGUGCACAUACACAUGUGGUGAUGGAGACACUGGCCAACAAGGAGGUAGUAACCCUACACACAUUAGUAGACUUGUAACACAUUUGAUAGGGUUUAAUGUGGUAAAUGUGUAGAGAUAUGCCCUCAACAGGCAGUAUCUUAGCCCUGGGUUCACCGUUUGGAUUGCACCAAAGUCUGUUGUUAAACAUAAGAUUGUAUACUGUGAAUAGGCCAGAGACUGAUGAUGCAGUGGUAACUGAAACCUUACAUGAGGAAUAAUCAGCUCACAGCUGCCAUGAAAAACCCUAGCUGUUGAGAGCAGAAAAAAAGGAGAGAGGACUCGACCUGCAGACUGGGCCAACAACUGCUAGGCUGGGUAUGUAGUGAAGGGCUGGCACCUAGCCCCUUUGUAACAGCAACAUAAACUAUGUCAUGGCCUGAGCUGUCCUACUUAAGUGGAGAGAGGUCACACAGUUUAGAAGAUUUACUCAAGCUUACAGUUAUAGUAACUGGGUUUUGUUGGAGGGACCAUCCAAGCUGACAACCUGCAGGCCUGUCAGUGUGGCCUCCUGGCUGUGUUGCCUCUGACAUGAACUGAACUGUAAACCUAUAAGGCCGUCCAGUCUGCCUGCCUGCCUGCUCCACAGCCUAUUUCCACCCAGUGGUAAAAAGGGGAAAAAAUUACAUCAGGUCUGCGCAUGUGAACUCAGCUCUGCCUGGAAUUGGGGACAGCCCAUUUGAUAGGCCAGCGUCACCAGUAUGUGCUGCAGUUGUGCAGAAUUGCGCAAUUUCCCCAGCAGCAAGCACUUGUGGUGUGCUGGCUGGGAGAAAUAGAGUGGCUGAAGAGAGGGGCUGGCAGUGAGGCACCUGCCUAUCUCCCUCUGCUUGGACCUUCAGGGUCGGGGAAUUAUGCCUACAGAUCUUCCUCAUCGUUGUGGUAUAGUAGACACAGCCAGGAAGACUUGUGGCUGGGGAGAAGCAUGCACCCUGGGACACACAUCUCCCUUCCAUCACACACCAGCUGAACUUAUUGAGAGAUGGAGGUAAAUUCAGUAAUGGCAUCAUAUUAUAAUGUCUGCUGCUUGUCUGCGAAGGCCUUCAGCUAAUUGUAGAGCAGCCAGCCAGUCACAGCACUUCAACAACACAGGCUAGCACUCUGAACUUUUUUUUUCUCCCCCCUCGGCUGUUCUGACUCUGAGAUCCAGACGUUUAUUUGUGAGGAGAUAUCGUAGGGAGAGAAAGAGAGUAUCAGCUGAAGGUGAGGGCUGUGCGCUGCCAGCCAGGUGUCAGGGCGAAGAAGAAGUAAGGUUGUACUGCUGACUUGAACCCAAACCCCUAGCUUGGGGAGUGCAUGUAUGGAGGCCAACUUCUAACCGACAACCCUCACCCUAGUUCUGUCUCUUCUUCGCAGUCCUGAUCACUUCAUGGGCACUACAUGUAGAUCUAUCGACAGUUCAUUUUGGCCUGGGUUUUGGCUGCUGUAUUUCAGGGUUUCUUCUACAGUCUUGUGUGAGAUCGACUCUGGAUGGCGUGAAGGGUUUACAGGGUGAGCUAAAGGUUGCUCUAGCCAGACUUGAGUCAAACAGCAGACACAAAUCUCACUUCCUGUGCCCAACUCACUACAAUGGAUGCAUCAGUUUUCAUGUCUGUUAUACUUCUCACAUAAUUAAUUGUUAGUCCUCACACAUUAUUUUAUCUGUCGAGCUAGGCUGAGGCACGGUACUGAAGAAUAUUUUUUUGUCGGCGAGUUUGACUGGGCCUUGUGUAGCAGUACAUGGUUAUGCAGUGUGGAAUGCAAGGUGUAUACAAACCCAGAAGGCGUGUACUCUGACUGCUCACCUGAUGCACCUGCUAUAGUGGAUUUCUUGAAAGGGCUCGUGUUGAGUAUUGUCAUUUUUCUGAUCAGAACUACAUUGUGUCCACACUUAUCAUGGGAAAAUACUGAUGUAUUCCUGAAGUAGAGAGGUGACUAGCCCUACUGUGGGGUGACACUGAAUGACAUAGGAGACCCACACACAUUUAUGUCUGAAGUGAGGGGCGUCAUCCAGGGCUGUUCGGCCUGUACCAUCACCCCAGCCUGCCAGCAAGGGAAAAGGCAUGAAUGCAAGGCCCACAUUUAACUACAUUUUUCACUGCUUUGCUGUUCUAUCUGCCCUGAUUGUCAUGUCCAGCCAGCAUGCUAUGGGACUAAACCAAGUGUGCAGCUUUAACUACACCAAAGGGACUAAGUUCACUGCCAUGUCAGACAAAUACCCUGGUCAUGAAUGUGAAUAUAUACUCCAUGCGCCCAGUGAGAGUAACAUAGUUUUGAACUUUACUGACAUAUUUGGUUUCAAGUCAGAACAAAACAGUUCAGUUACCAACCAAGGCAAGGCAAGAGAGAGCAAUCGAGCUGCACGGCCAGCCCUGGCGAACGCCACUGCAGCAAGCACAACAACAACUACAACAGCAGGGAGCUGCCUCCCUCAGGUACAGAUAUCCAAGCUGGUCAGUGGGAGUGAAACAACAGUCUUACAAACUUUCUGUCGGGGAAGAGGAACUUUUAACACUCCCCAAGUCUUCCGCACAAACUUUAGUGUAAUUCGAGUUCUCUACAAGUGGCUGCCUGGCAGUGACAGUGGCUUCACACUGGACUUCAGCUUUCACCAGAAAAAAAAUAUAUGUAAAUUGAGCUGUGAUGGACAAGGCUGCCCUAAGGGAGCUCCGCUGAUCUGCAAAGAUGGAGUGGCUGGUUGUCAGGAUGGCUCAGAUAAAGCAAACUGCAAUACAACUGUUAGUCCCCCUGGUGCUGCAGCUCCAACAACUGAUUAUAUUCCAAUAAUUGUGAUAAUAGUUCCGGUGGUAUUUAUCUUGGGUACGUGUGUUGUGAGCUAUUACCGUGUGGCGCUGAGGGUCUGGAGGGACCACCAUUCUCGGGGCGCCCAGGGCAUGGAGCAGCACCGACAACUCCACCCACAGCCCACAGCCCCGUCUAGUGGUAGUAAUAGACAAUCAACGACAGUUUAUGUGCCUGGAUCAACGCAGGACCGACUCCAGCGGCAGUUUGCCGCAGUUAGAGAAAAGCAUCAUUUACCUUCGUCACAGAGGCGUGAGCCCAGUGUUGACCUACCACCCCACAUUUCUAUAUCAGAGGAUGGUGAGGAAGGAUUUGCUCACUAUCAACGCUUACUUCAGAGACCACUGAACCCUAGGGAUGUGGAGUCUGUGCGACCUCCGCCUAACAGGACUGUCUACGACGGCGAGAGUCCGCCCUCAUACCACUCCAACUCCGCCAUCACGUUAGACCAAGAGACGAGUGUCUCCACGCACUUGUCCUCCAGUGACUGUAACGGCUGGUCUGCGCUGCUCCCGUGCCGCCGCAGUGCGCCAGCAAACAGUAGUAGUGUGUCAAACUUAGUGAACUCGGGCUGCGGCCACUCGAUUUCUGGUCACACAAGAUGUUCACGGCACCCGAGUGGCGGUAGCAGUAGUGGAUCUGUCUCCAACAGUUUGGAUAGACCCCCGCCUGAGUACAGUGUUGUCAUGGCUAGUGAAGAGAUGGCGCCCCAUAGUGUUGACCUGCAGUCUGCACACAGACGGACAGACGGUCACUUAUGAUAGUGUAGCUGACUCAGGAGACGAAGAGCUGCAUUCACUACAACAAACUCAAGAUUUGAUUCGUAAAUGCAAGCGAAUUAUUGCAAGUACUGCCAGUGCUUUAGCUGUCAGUGUUCCAUUGGUCGCGGUAUUGUUGUUAUAAUAUACUUGAAUAUAUUGCCAUUGGAAUGCUUUAUAAAUGUGCUCAACUGUGCAA
This is a messenger RNA of Liolophura sinensis, 4161 nucleotides long. RefSeq lists its product as uncharacterized. The transcript has 5 exons. Gene Ontology annotation, molecular function: R-SMAD binding. The coding region runs from base 2466 to 3965 and encodes 499 amino acids. NCBI's taxonomy places the organism in Eukaryota, Metazoa, Mollusca, Polyplacophora, Chitonida, Chitonidae. The record is from RefSeq and is a predicted model, not a curated record. Gene Ontology annotation, cellular component: early endosome membrane; Golgi membrane. Gene Ontology annotation, biological process: negative regulation of transforming growth factor beta receptor signaling pathway.